AUGCUACUACCCCCUGCCCGUCGAAUGAAGCUCCCCCUGCUUCCGGCAACCAGGUCCCUACCCUUGGCUGAUCCUCACUUCUGUGAACCCAACGAAAUAGACGUGCUUUUAGGGGCAGAGGUUUACGGAGAUAUUUGUUUGCCUGGAUUUAGAAAGGGACAGAACGGCGGCCCAUGCGCUUUUCGGACCAUCUUUGGAUGGGUUGUCCUAGGAAAAGUGAAUUCUUUAGAACCACCUUCUCCCUUUAGUUUUUGUACCACUGUGAGUACUGCUGUUGAUGUUUCUUUGAAGAGAUUUUGGGAACUUGAGUCCGUCCCUUCAAAGACCUUUAUGUCUCCUGAAGACAAAUUGUGUAGAUACGUCGUAUCCUUACCCUUUAAGGAUAAACACCCUUCACUUGGUGAAUCUUACCCUCAAGCCCUUAGGCGAUUCCAGUUGUUAGAGGCGCGUUUGGCCAAGAACCCAACUUUGCGAUUAGCCUACAACGAGUUCUUGAGAGAUUAUUGGGAACAAGGUCACAUGGCACUCGUUAGCGACCUGCCCCCCUCUCCCCUACUACUACAUUCCUCAUCACGCCCCAAAACUUCCAACGGACGGUCUCUGAACGAUCUUCUAUUUACGGGUUCCAAGCUCCAACCCGACAUUGGAGCCAUUUUGCUCAUCUUUCGACUGUACUGUGUGGUUUUCACCACCGAUAUUCGUCAGAUGUAUCGUCAAAUCCUAGUGAGUGACGCCGACCACCUCUUCCAGCGGAUUCUGUGGCGUUUUGAUCCCCGCGAAGCAGUGCGAGAGUACGUCUUGUCAACGGUGGUCUAUGGACUAAGUUGUAGCCCAUACCUGGCUAUUCGCGUGUUGCGUCAGCUUGCUAGGGACGAAGGAGCGCGUUACCCGUUAGCAGCCCGUCUCCUAGAUUGCCAAACCUACAUCGACGACAUUAUCGGAGGAACAGACUCGUUGGAGGAAGCCCGUGACUUGAGGGAUCAAUUAGUAUCGCUGCUAAAGCUGGGUGGUUUCGAGUUGCGCAAAUGGGCGAGCAACUCCCCCGAGUUAUUGAGUUCACUCCCCGCUUCACAUCAUCAACCCGUUUCCCUAUGCGGAGACGACAAUCCCAGUUUAAAGGUGUUGGGAUUGCAGUGGUGUCCCUUACGGGAUGUGUUCUCCUACCGCAUCCAAGUAACGGAUAGGACGUGCACAAAAAGGAAUAUUUUGUCGCAAGUAGCCCAAAUAUACGAUCCCCUAGGUUUUUUAUCCCCGGUCGUGUUGACUGCCAAAAUUCUCCUACAGAGGCUUUGGUCCCAAGGCGUCGAUUGGGAUGCACCUCCCCCCCGCGACAUAUUCGAAGAUUGGAGUUCGUUUUCGUCUCAGCUGGACAGUCUUUCUGGGCUGACAAUCCCUCGUCGGGUACUGCCUAGCAAUGGCGUCCAGGUGGAGACGCACGGAUUUUGUGACGCUUCGGAGCGCGGAUACGGUGCAGCCGUGUAUCUGCGAAGCGUCAGAGAGGGCCAUAUCUCUGUCACCCUUCUGUGUGCAAAGAAUCGGGUAGCGCCUUUGAAGCGAGUGUCGAUCCCCCGUCUGGAGUUGUGCUCAGCGUUGCUGCUCGCCCAACUCGUAGAUUUCGUCCGAUCCACUAUAGCCUCUGAGUUGACUAUCACGAGAGUAUUCGCCUGGAGUGACUCCAAAAUUGCGUUGUCUUGGAUAAAGUCCUCCCCCCACAGAUGGAAAACUUUUGUGGCCAAUCGCGUGUCCCUCAUUCAGGACAUCAUUUCCCCCAGUUCCUGGCAUCACGUCGCCGGUUCAUCCAACCCUGCUGAUUGCGCAUCCCGAGGGCUUUUCCCCGAGAAAAUAUUAAUCCACCCCUCUUGGUUCUGUGGUCCCCCUUGGUUGCGUCUUCCGGUGGAAGAGUGGCCCACCUCCGACUUCACCUCCGGAGAUGAUCUGGAACUGGAACGUAAACCAGUGUUGACUUUAGUUGACGCGCUUGGAGAACUGUUAACCCGUUUCUCGUCGUUACGAAAAAUUGAGAGGAUCCUGGCUUAUUGUUGUAGGUUUCUAAAUAAUUGUCGUACCCCCGUUCCCAAGCGAGCGCUUGAUAAUUUGUCUUUUGCGGACAGGUACCACGCCCGCACGUUGCUGACAGGAUACGUCCAACGUGAGGUGUUCGCUGGUUUGCUGAAGUGUCUUCGAAACGGUAAACUGUGCGCCAAACCUUUACGCUCCCUAGCGCCCUUUAUCGACGAGCACGGUCUCAUUCGAGUCGGUGGCAGACUCCGAGGUUCUGCGUUGUCUUUCGACGCAAAACAUCCUCUUCUACUACCUCGAGACCAUCGCUUUACCGAACUCGUGAUCGAAAAGUUCCAUAAGGAAAAUUGCCACCCGGGCCCCCAAUCAUUGUUGUACCAGAUUUCACAACAAUUCUGGAUUUUGUCCGCCCGCAGAGCAAUUCGUCACACCCUAUCGCAGUGUUACCGAUGCUUCCGUGUCCAACCUUCUUGUGUACAGCCAUUCAUGGCUGAUUUACCCCCCGUUCGUGUAUCGCAGGUCAAGCCAUUCGCGCAUACCGGUGUCGAUUUCGCCGGUCCAAUUUCCAUUACCCUGGCGCGAAGGCGCGGCGCUAAGACUCAGAAGGCUUACAUUUGCCUAUUCGUUUGCAUGGCUACCAAAGCCAUCCAUUUGGAAUUGGCUUCUGAACUCAGCUCAGACGCAUUCUUGGCCGCUUUUCGGCGCUUUGUCGCUCGCCGCGGGCGUUGCACUGACAUGUAUAGUGAUCAGGGUAGAAAUUUUGUCGGUGCUAACCGGUUGUUGGUACAGUAUUGCCAGCAGUCCGCCGACCAGUGUGAGGUGCGCUGGCACUUCAACCCACCCUCCAGUCCUCACUUUGGAGGUCUUUGGGAGGCCGGCGUCAAGUCGGUAAAGACCCAUUUGUUUCGUGUGAUAGGCGCUCAAAUCCUGACUUUCGAGGAAAUGUCGACAGUGUUAACUCAGGUGGAAUCCAUACUGAAUUCCCGCCCAUUAUGUAGUUUGAGUUCCAACCCAAACGAUUUGCAUAGCCUUACUCCUGGGCAUUUUCUGACCCUGGAGCCCCUAUCUGCCCCUCCCGACGACCCUUUAGCUAAUCUGAACACUAACAGACUCACUCGUUGGCAGCUCGUGCAGCAGUUGCAUCAGCACUUCUGGGACAGAUGGCAUCGGGAAUACCUCCACCAGCUGCAGCAACGGCACAAGUGGAACACCACGACUAACCCCCCGAAAGUUGGUCAGUUGGUUUUAAUUAAAGACGAGAACCUCCCCCCGUUAAAGUGGCUUCUGGGCCGCAUCACGCGCUUGUACCCCAGUUCCGACAAGGAAAUUCGCGUUGUGCAAGUGCACACGGCCAAAGGCACUUUCGAUCGACCUUUGGUCAAAUUAUCUUUUGUCCCUAACUGUUAA
Messenger RNA from Cylas formicarius (sweet potato weevil), 3426 nucleotides. RefSeq lists its product as uncharacterized. The record is from RefSeq and is a predicted model, not a curated record. Bases 1 to 3426 code for a protein of 1141 amino acids. Gene Ontology annotation, biological process: DNA integration. The transcript is spliced from 3 exons. Gene Ontology annotation, molecular function: nucleic acid binding. Lineage: Eukaryota; Metazoa; Arthropoda; Insecta; Coleoptera; Brentidae.